AUGGGUAACACUACAUCAUACCAGUAUCCACCGUUACAGCCCGGGGAGUUCAGACUACUACGCCUUUGCCAUACAUGGACCACCAACAAGCUUAGCCUGGAGAUCAAGACAUAUCAACUAUCCUCAUGUCCGCAAUAUGUCGCUCUGUCUUAUACCUGGGGUGAAGCCACCGAAACCGAAGACAUCUUCUUGAACAACAGAACUUCCUCCAUCCGCAGGAAUCUUGCAGCCUUUCUCCGGCAGGUCCGAUGCGAUGCCGAUGCUCCAGGUCGUGAGCUGUUCUACGAUGCCAAUCUCGUUGAAAUCGAAAGUGAUGUACGGUACAUGUUACCAAACUUUGACACCCUGGGACACUUCUGGGUAGAUGCAUUGUGUAUCAACCAGUCAAACAACCCUGAACGUAAUGAUCAGGUUGCCAUGAUGAAGCGCAUCUACGAAGGCGCGGAAAAGGUCGUCAUCUGGCUAGGUCCUGCAGCUGACGAUGGUGACGAGGCUAUAAAACUGAUCGAGAAGCUUGCUCAACAAGAGCGUAAGCAUAAAUCUACAGCAACAUCACCCAUUGAUCCCGCUUGCUGGGAGAUCAUACAAGCCCAUCCAUCGGCAGUCGAAGCCGUGGGCAAGCUCUUCCACAGAGAUUGGUGGUCCAGAGCAUGGAUCCUACAAGAAGCGACUGCUCCUACAAAAUCCCGGGUCUCUGUCUGGUGUGGCUCAAGUAGAAUCGACUGGUUCUACAUCUCACUAGCAAAUCAAACCUUCUACGAGGCGAUGUUACAGAAGGACUUCACACGUUUCUCACACAUAGGGAAUGGCAUUAUCAUGUGGCUGGCAGGUACAAAGUUCGCGAGGCAUGAUCCUGCUAAACACUAUCCACUCGACAUCCUGCACCUCCUGCGCUUUGCAAAGUCCUUCGAUUGCACAGAUCCACGAGACAAGCUAUACUCUGUACAGUCCCUUGCAUUCGACGGCCAACACGAGGACAUCAAGCCCCGUUAUGAGGCACCUGUCGAAGAAGUCUACGAAGCUUUUGUCCGGCAUAUGAUCCGCAAGCACGAUACUCUGGACAUCCUUGGGUUCUGUGGUGUGGAGAAGUACCUACACACCCCUUCGUGGGUCCCCGACUUUUCGAACUCGAACAUACAGGACCCCUUUCCCACCCGAAGCUGGAUCGAGCAGCAGCAUGGAACUGUCUAUAAUGCCUGUGCUAGUCGGCCUGCGAAUGCUCACUUCAACGAGGAUCAUCACAUUCUCAGCGUUUUCGGCAUAGAGUUUGAUGAGAUAGUCGAAGUCUCUGAGCCACGCAUGUGGUAUGAGCCCGGCGAUGAGGAGCAGGAUGCACAGCUAGCAUGUGCCUGGGCUAGAUUUGCUUGCUCAAACACCUCACACGAUACGCCGUACCCGUCCGGUGGCACCGCUGCCGAAGCGCUCUGCCAUACUAUCUGCAUAGACAUCUCAGACGACGACGAAGAAUUCGCUGAUCGUGGCUACAGCGCAGAAUGGUCGGUCGAGGAGAUGCUUAUUGGAGAAUCUAGCGAUGUGCCAUCCUCCAUCUUCACGAGUAAGAUGAUCGUGCACAAGACUACCAUGCGCCGUAGACUAUUUCGAACCAAGAGAGAUUACUUGGGAAUCGCUUCGAUGCAUGUUGAUAUUGGCAACCGUGUUUGUGUUCUAGAUGGUGGCCGGGUACCUUUCGUGCUUGUGCAGAGAGAUGAUGGGUACUGGUCGUUGUUAAGUGAGUCUUAUGUUCAUGGUAUCAUGGAUGGCGAGGCGUGGGAGGUUAAAGGUGUGAUAUGUGAGCAGGUCGAUAUUAUCACGACGACGGCCUCGAGGUCAUCCUCAAGCGAAGAUGACACUGUCAUCCAGGAACACUACAUCGAGAUUCCUCGGGACCCCGAGUCGAAAGUCUACGUGCACUCGACUCGGGUCUCUGUCCCUGCUGGAGAGCAUUUUGCAGUGGUCAUCAGAAUUGCUCCUCCCUUCAAGACAUACAGUUCCAGCGGCAUUGGGGUCACAAUCUCCUUUGGCCAUGGUCAAUCCCAGCACCAGCAAACCACUUGGAUUGGCAAGAACACGCUGAAGGCCGCCGAUAAUUUGUGUAUAGAGUCGUUCUACCUCUGGGCCCGCUCAGUACCACCACUCGCCUUUGCCAUCAUGCAGAAGAGGAGAGAUUGUCCUCUUACAAGACUCGCCUUCACCAUGCCUGCACCAUGUGGCAGUAACAUCGCUCGUGAUAGAGUAGCCACCGACAGCGAUUCGGCAAUUUCGAGCGACGUCUCGAUCAUUGUCACUCGCGGUCACCUGGUAGUGGACCCAAUCGGCGCCAAUUUCGCAAAGGGGCGCCACAAUCCUUGGUCUGAAAUACUGAGGGAUCGUGCUCUCACAGAAGCACCGUUCCAUCACUCAUGGACUCUAGACGACAGGGAGUCCUUCGAAUCUGUCGCCAGAGACUGGUCAAGCCCUUUGGGUGGUGCUAAUGGUCGGCCGUACAUCUUUCACUUCACUAACACUGGAAGCUUAAACGACCCAGAGCUACGGGCUUCCCACGGUGUUCACGGCACGGCACAUCAGGCUACGGUGCUAAGAGGUACAAUACGAUAUCGCGACAAGGAGAACGAGUGUGUUCGAGAGCAGGACGGAAACGUCGAAUCCGAGGAGGAGAGCUUCCCGCCAUUGGUCGCCGAAGACAAUGGUAUCGAAAGGGACCACGGUCUUGAAGAGGAUGCGACAAGUUUUCAACCCGUGAAAGUUGAUGCAAGCGCGGACAACGAGCGGGAAGAUGUUGAUGCAGACGAUACUGCUCAGUACGAGAGCAAAGACCAUGAAAGCGAGAGGGUUGUUGACGCUGUCGACGCUCUAGGAAUUCAUAUCCGUAAGCGCCGAGCCGGUCAUACUGAUGAACAUGACGGAACACAAGCCUCGCGAGCCGGUCACAAACGGGCAACGACGAAGCGUUAUGAGCGUGACAGUGGUUUGGAGGGUGACUUCGGGUAA
Messenger RNA from Recurvomyces mirabilis, 2988 nucleotides. RefSeq lists its product as uncharacterized. Bases 1 to 2988 code for a protein of 995 amino acids. NCBI's taxonomy places the organism in Eukaryota, Fungi, Ascomycota, Dothideomycetes, Mycosphaerellales, Teratosphaeriaceae. The record is from RefSeq and is a predicted model, not a curated record. The transcript has 5 exons.